Molecule: messenger RNA, 1009 nt
Organism: Ailuropoda melanoleuca (giant panda)
Lineage: Eukaryota; Metazoa; Chordata; Mammalia; Carnivora; Ursidae
Gene: TIMM9
Product: translocase of inner mitochondrial membrane 9
Exons: 5
Coding region: 241-510 (89 amino acids)
Source: RefSeq, a predicted model, not a curated record
CUCCCACGUGUUCUCUCCCAUCCAGCGGCUGCGGCGCCCGCCCUGACCCACACUCUCCGCCCCUAGACUCGACUGGCAGCGCAGCCCCCCAGCCUCGCACUGGUGUCGGAUGCGAGAGCCUGUGCUUAAGUAAGAAAUCAUUCAUUGGAGACAUUGAAGCAAAGGUCGGACAACUAAUUUUCCAGAACAAAAGGAAACUCAUGCAUCAGAAAAGGUGACUAAUAAACAUACCAAAAGAAUAUGGCUGCACAAAUACCAGAAUCUGAUCAGAUAAAACAGUUUAAGGAAUUUCUUGGAACCUACAAUAAACUUACAGAAACCUGCUUUUUGGAUUGCGUUAAAGACUUCACAACAAGAGAAGUAAAACCUGAAGAGACCACCUGUUCCGAACAUUGCUUACAGAAAUAUUUAAAAAUGACACAAAGAAUAUCCAUGAGAUUUCAGGAAUAUCAUAUUCAGCAGAAUGAAGCCCUGGCAGCCAAAGCAGGACUUCUUGGACAACCACGAUAGAGAAGUCCUGAUGGAUGGACUUUUGAUGAAAGAUUGCCAGCAGCUGUCGUGAUGGAAAUGAGGAUUCAUCUGAUAGAAUCCCCUGAAAGCAGUAGCCACCACAUUAAACUGUCUGUCAUGACUUUGGCAAAUGGAAACAACUGGAGAAACAAAAUUGCUAUUUACCGAGAAUAAUCAAAAUAGGAGGUCUUAUUGUUCAAUGAAAAUAAUAAGAUGCAACAUUUGUUGAGGCCUUAAGAUUCAGCAGCUUGGUAAUUUCAUUAGAAAAAUAAACCAUUGUUUCUUCAAUUGUGACUGUUAAUUUUAAAGCAAAAUAUGUGUCAAUCAUGUAUGAGAUAGAAACAAUUUUUUAUUACUAAAAGUAAAAUAAAUGGAAAUAUCACUGAGCAGUUGUUUAUAUUAUAUAUAAAGUACCAUAGUGUUCUGACUGGACUGUGGAUACGUUGAAAUGUUUUUCAAUCACGAUCAUCCUCCAAGUAUUCCUGUUCAUUCAUGUCUG